This is a messenger RNA of Cynara cardunculus var. scolymus (artichoke), 1858 nucleotides long. RefSeq names its product probable ADP-ribosylation factor GTPase-activating protein AGD11. The coding region runs from base 203 to 1477 and encodes 424 amino acids. Gene Ontology annotation, molecular function: phospholipid binding; GTPase activator activity. The record is from RefSeq and is a predicted model, not a curated record. NCBI's taxonomy places the organism in Eukaryota, Viridiplantae, Streptophyta, Magnoliopsida, Asterales, Asteraceae. The transcript has 10 exons.
AAAUCCUUGCAAUUUUCUAAUAUUUUGAUUCACGGAUCAUCGUCAUCUCCCUCCAAAUUUCAACUCUGUUUUUUUUCCCAUGAAGCAAAACCUGUUACAUUGUUCUUAUAUGUUGCUGAUAUGCAGGUAUCCAGAACGAUAAAAAUUGUAGAAAAAUCGAAUGUUUAUCCAUCUAUUACUGUAUUUAAAUUGUUGAGGAAGAAUGUAUGCGAAGAAUGAAGAGACGGAUGACGACCAUGUACCAGGAACUAGCCUCUAUGACCUCUUACAUUUGCAUGAACAAGAAAACAGAAGUGACGAGUUAGAUGAACAAACACCAUCUCCAUCUAACAGUGCAAAACAUAGGCUGGCAAGUUUUUCGUCUGAAUCUGGUAAUGACUUGUGUGCAGAUUGUGGAUCUCCGAAUCCAAAAUGGGUAUCUGCAAACCUUGGAGCAUUUGUCUGCAUCAAGUGUUCAGGAGUACAUAGAAGCCUCGGAGUGCAUAUAUCAAAGAUAUUAUCAGUGAAUCUAGACGAGUGGACAGAGGAAGAUGUUGAUAACGUGAUAAAAUUGGGUGGAAACACCGCAGUAAAUUUCAAAUAUGAAGCCAGCAUUCCAGACAACCGUAGAAAACCACAACCAGAUUCUUCAACAGAUGAGCGUUCUGAUUUUAUCAGGAGAAAGUACGUAAUGCAACAAUUUUUGGACGCCGAGGAACAAUUGUCUUGCCCCUUCCCAGCGGCCUUCCACUGUAGUUCAACGGGCUUGAAUUCUGUAGUGGAGAAGAAGUAUAUAAACAGUGUGCGUAUACAAAAUAUCGGCCAAGCAUUUCUCAACAACAGGAAAAGAAAAGAUGCUGAAAAUAAGCCUGGAAGGAAAAGUAACUCGACGGCAGGUAUGGUUGAAUUUGUUGGUUUGAUCAAGGUCAAUGUGGUCAGAGGCAUCGACCUUGCUAUCCGAGAUGUGAGAAGUAGUGAUCCUUAUGUUAUGCUCUCGUUGGGAAACCAAUCAGUGAAGACGCGAGUUAUAAAGAACUGCCUCAAUCCUGUUUGGAAUGAAAAGCUAAUGUUAUCAAUACCCGACAAUGUUCCUCUUUUGAAAGUUAGUGUUUUUGACAAGGAUAAGUUCACAACCGAUGAUUUUAUGGGUGAGGCUGAGAUCGAUAUUGAACCGUUGGUAUCUGCUGCCAAAGCGUUGGAGAAUUGUAAGGUGAAUGAGCUAUCAACACAACACGUAAAACCGGCAGAAGGAAAAGACAAUGCCGUCCAAGUUAACGACGGUGUGAUCACACUGGCAGAAGCUUUGGCGAAUUUUAACAUGGAUGAGCUAUCAACACAAGUAAAAACGACAGAAGGAGAAGACAACAAUGCCCAAGUCAACGACGGUGUGAUCACACUGGUGGAAGGGAAGGCGAAGCAAGAGAUUGCUAUAAAACUCCAAAAUGUGGAGAGUGGUGAGCUACAGAUAGAGCUCGAAUGCGUGCCAUUGACCCAAUAGCAGGUCUAGAAAUACACCAAAAAACAAACUCCAUGGAUCGUUAUGAACGAAAAGAAUGGUGGAAAUAUGAUAAAGAUCCAAUGAUAACGUUAGGCUAUUUAAAAAACGAACAAUGGGCAUCAACUUGUUAUCGUGUCGGCAUUCAUGAUAUGCAUUUGUUACUAGAUCGUGGUUUGGAAAGGUCUGUGUACAUCCUACUCUUAGACUCCGUCUUUGUGUGGGUUUAUUGGCCAGUUUUAAGAUUUAUUGUGUUGGUUUGGUUUGGUUUGGUUUGGUUUGGUUUGGUUUGGUUUGGUUUGGUUUACGGGUGUGGUGAGUAGAGUGAUCCAUGUACUUGUGUAUGUAUCAUGUAAUGUUGAUGUGUAUGUAGAACUCCUCUUU